Messenger RNA from Danio rerio (zebrafish), 3211 nucleotides. NCBI's taxonomy places the organism in Eukaryota, Metazoa, Chordata, Actinopteri, Cypriniformes, Danionidae. Gene Ontology annotation, cellular component: nucleus. Gene Ontology annotation, biological process: regulation of transcription by RNA polymerase II. The record is from RefSeq and is marked validated.
CCCGGAAAUACACUGCUGUGGCUGGGGGAAGAUGGCGUUAUGAGCGGCUCCAGACAGAGUAACAAAAAGUAGGGCAAUAGACUCAAGAAUUAACUAUUAACCAGCGUUUAAGCUUCACAAAAGGACAACAAAGCCCAGCCUUACAUAAGUCAUAAAUGUAUAUCAAUAUAGCCGCUCGCUGAAUUAUGUGAGGGCUCGCCACAGAUGGACAAAGACAGACUCGCAGCUGGUCCAUGCUCAUGGCUGGAUAUGCAUCAUUUUAUUGGUGACCUUAUGGCAGCCAGUGCUACAGUCACUGGUCAUCCAAUGGCAGAGCGACGUACUGAGGAGACACUAAGUUCUUGGCCCAAAGUCCCUCAUCCUCCUCAGUCCAUCCCAUCGAGACAGAACCCUGUGAAAAAUGCUGUUCGGUUUGGUGUGCAGUCUGAGGAAAGGGAGCCCAGACAUAAUGAAAGCCAUGCUCACCGACGCACCUGCACAUGUCCAGGCUGCCCUCUUUCCUCAACUCCCUCUAGUUCCUCAUUUCAGACCCUGAAACCCAAAGCCAGCUCGGCCUCACAGAUCCAACCACCUUCAUCCACACAGUCCACCCCACUGCAGCAGGCCAAAGAGCCCAGCACUGCCCCGGUCAGCUUGGGCUUGUGUCUAGGUUUGGGUCUCUCUCUGGAUGAAGAAAACACCGGUUCAAGCAGCACAUCUCGUCCCCCCCAGCAAGAGGACAAAGGCACCAGCACUCAUAGCCCAAUCCCCCAGUCAAAUCCAGAGUCCCCAGGUGUUUCACCUGCUCAAGCAUUUCCAUGUGUAUGCUGCCAUCGUGGGUUUCAAACUUGUAGCCAACUUUUAUCUCAACAAAAGGACCCAGAGUCACAAAUUGCCCACCACUACUACCAUCACCACCAUCAUCACUGUCCGCUCAGCAGCUGCACGUCAUGUACACACCCUUCAUUCCCUUGCCUGUCCUGCCAGCGCACCUUCCCCACAUGUGCCCAACUCCUGCGCCAUGAGCAGGGUCAUGCGCAGCAGGAUGGCCUGCAGCAGCUCUCAUGCAUGCACUGCAAUGCCUCCUUUCCACGUCCGUCACAGCUGCUGCAACAUCAGCGCACUCAGCACGCAACUAAAGCGGGUGGCUUUCUGUGUGCUGAAUGCGGCCGUGCGUUCAAUUCACACAGCAAUCUGCGCAUCCACCUCAACGUGCACACUGGUGCCCGGCCAUACAUCUGUACCAACUGCGGAAAGAGCUUCAGCCAAUCUGGCGCCCUUAAGAUUCAUCGCAGAAUUCACACCGGAGAGAGGCCGUACACCUGCUCAUACUGCGGGAGGGGAUUCCCUCACCUGGCUGGGGUGAGAGCUCAUCAGCGCAUUCACACUGGUGAGAAACCGUACAUCUGCGGUCAAUGUGGAAAGUGCUUCACUCAAUCUGGAGCUCUGAAGAUCCACACUCGCAUACACACCGGGGAGAGACCUUUCGUGUGUGGUCUCUGUGGGAAGAGCUUUUCCAACCGCUCCGGCAUCCGCUUUCAUCAUCGCACGGUUCAUGGCAUCGUAAUGGAGCCCAACUCUGUGGGCAGGCCUAGCCUGGCUGCUUCUGCUUCAUCCCAAGUUUCAGACAUCCAAAGAGUUCAAGUCUCCGCUGUCAACCAGAUUCAUUUUCGGCAAAUAGAAGAAAGGAAUUUGCCAAGUAAAGAGUUGGUUCAGCCCAGUAAAGAGCAGUUAAGUGGGAAUGCGGACAAAUUGGCCCUUCCGUAUGCCUGUGAGGAUUGUGGUCAGCGCUUUCCAGAUGCUCCUUCUAGAAACAGACACCAGACGCUGCAACACUACUCUCUGGAGGAGCAAGAGAAAGAAGACACUGGCUCUAGUAAAACUAACGAUUAAACAAAACAGCUGACAUUUUUUGUUUAUUCAAAAUAGAGGAAUUAACGAAGAAGUAAUGUAUUAUUUUGUUAUCUUUUAAGUCAGAUUUUGAGCUUAUGCGAAGCUGAACCAAGUCCAACAAGGGAUUUCUAUCCCUUCUCCACUUUUUAUCACAAAAGGAAUUAUCUUUCCAUGUUCACUUCACUGUACUUCCAAUCUUAACAGUCAUUACCGAUCACCAUUUAUUUAUAGUAGAGAUUUAAGCUAAGCUUAAAAACUACAAUCUCUGGACUUAUAGUGUCCCUGACACUGAAAUUUAACGACUCCUAAAAGAUGAAUCCUUGUCUGGCCAUCUGAAAUAUCGGUACGAAGAUAUAGCUUGGGACCAUGAAUUUCCUGUGGGAUCACAGAAGUAUAUCGAUGCCAUUUGCCGUUAUCUUUUGGAGUCUAAUAGACUGCCUGAACCCAUAAACUGUGACGUAUGACGUCAGACUUGAUAAACAAGUUUUUUGUUUUGGUCAUAUCAUAUUCACUUGGCUGUGAUUUGUGCCUCUAAAAUCAAAUUGUGAUGGCCUGUAAUUGUGGAACUGCACCUUAAACUUUAGUAGCUUUGCUAAUCAGUAUAAAUGUAUUUGAUCUUAUGUUACAAAACUAGCUCUAAUUUUUCCACAUCAGACAGAAAGGUGACCAGAAAGGUCACUGCAAAGCAUUUAAAUCACUGAAACCGUUCCACCAGCAUGAUUAAAUGUGCAGAGGAAUCCAUAUGGGAAUUGGAUUGUAACGGAAUGUUUUAAAUGCUACACAUGCUAAUUUACAACCUUUUGGUCUGAUAGUGGAAAGUGCUUUGUUUUUAAUUUUAGCACAUCAUAUUUAUGUAAAUGGAAGUUUUUAGCUUUUAGCUUUAAAUAUUUAUUUUAAUGUUCAAAUGAACCUCUAAGGUUGCUUUGAUGAUGAAAACAUGAGGGAGAAGUUAGGCAGAAAACAGUUCUCUAUUGUGCAUUGGCUGAAAUAAUGUAAUAGUGCCUUUCUUAAUGGGAAUCUUGCAAAGCACAUGCAAUCAAAGGCAAAUAUUUCUAUUCUGGUCUUAAAUUCAACAAUUCGGUAUGGGCAUCAGCUGCUAGAAUUGUUGAGUAAAUGUGGUUUUAAAUUAAAUUUAUGUUCGUACCAUAUUUAAAGGCAUAUUGACAUCAUUAAGACAUGUACCUGCCAGGUGUAUAUAUGCCCUCUGCAGUGUCUGAAAAUACUUAAGACUCCAUGAAGUGAGCGGGCUGCCAUUUUCACAACUGGCCAAAGGUUUGUAGUUAAAGAUAUCUGUAAGUACCUCUGUAUUAUUACUCAUAAUUAAAAUUUGGUAAACUGU